CCCCUUCCUCGGUGUUUGAAUAUGCUGCGUUUCAGCGGAGCUGGAGUCGAGUUGCGACGGAUGUUUUUCGACUCGUUGUCGGCCGCAGCGGGACGUGGUAGCUCCAUUUGCCGCUAACCCGCCUUACUCCGGCCUAUCGCUCCCGUUGCGGAUGAGCUCAUCCGGCUAGGAAGGCGCUCUCCACCGCAUGCUCGCCCAGAGGAGACCGCACCGACGAUAUGGACCUGCACAUACUGGACCACAGGCUACGGGUCACCAGCAUAGCCAAGAACGGGCUGGUGCAUUUCACACACCCCCUCAUUAAACUGAUUUUUCUCCGGAACAGAACGCGGUGCAAGUUCUUCAGCUUAACAGAGACACCAGAGAACUACACAGUGGUCCUUGAUGAGGAAGGAUUCAAAGAGCUGCCGCCCUCCGAGCACCUCCAGGUAGAGAGCUCCAUCUGGCUGCCGCUCAACGUGGUCUCCAACGGCAACGCCUCAAGCAGCUCUCAGGCCGUCGGCGUGACCAAGAUCGCCAAGUCGGUCAUCGCGCCGCUUGCCCAGCAGCACGUCUCUGUUUUCAUGCUGUCCACCUACCAGACGGACUUCAUCCUGGUGAGAGAGAACGAUCUGUCUGUAGUCGUCAGCUCCCUGGAGGAGGAGUUCAACAUAUACAAGGAGGUUGGAGGAGAGUCCGUCCCUUUGAACUGUCAGGAUGUUUCCAACGGCCUCCAGAAGAACGGCAAAGAAGCCAUCCAACCCACAGUUCACCCGGUGCUGAUCCCCAAGAACCAGUUCUGUGUGAUGUCUCUGGACCCAGACACACUGCCGUCCAUCGCCACCAUCCUCAUCGACGUCCUCUUCUACUCCAGCAGCCCCAAAGAAGAAACGCACUCGUCUUCCAGCCAGGACUGCAUCGAGUUCUUCUCCUUCUCCCUCAUUGAUGGCUACGUCUCUCUGGUGAUGGACACCGAGGCUCAGAGACGGUUUCCUGCUGAUCUCCUCUUUACCAGCUCCUCCGGGGAGCUGUGGAGGAUGGUCCGGAUCGGCGGUCAUCCGCUGGGCUUUGAUGAAUGUGGGAUAGUUGCCCAGAUAUCGCAGCCCCUCGCUGACAGCGACAUCUCUGCCUAUUACAUAAGCACCUUCAGCUUCGACCACGCCCUGGUCCCGGAGGAGGACAUAGGGAGCGUAACAGACAUGCUCCAGCAUCAGAGGACAGAGCCGGCCACCAGCUGAGACGUGUCCGGAGCCGGGCGCCCCAGGCUCAGUAUCGCCCGCCUCCCUCCAGCUCCACCGGUGCCUGGACUAGCAGUAUUAACUCCAAUGAACUCGCCAUCAACACGACCAAGUGUUUUUUUUUUUUUUUUUUUUUUUUUUUUUUGCUUCGCUGUGGUGCGCCUACAGAUUCUUGGUGAGUGGUUCCAAGCCAGGAUGCUCAGACCCUCAGGAGGCCACAUGCACAUCAAGCUGCACAGCUACUAGAAAAAGUUGUCCGAGCGACUUUCUAAUACAGGAAACCAGAACUCUGAUGCAAAACAAAACUGACAGUUGUGUUUUCAACACUGAGGCUGUUCCCAUUUCACUGCGGGAAGAAUAUACAGGUAGUUUUUCUAUAACAAUACUACUACAAAUGUUGUCAAGCAGCACAGUAGGCUUGGUCAGUGUUAUUUUAUUUUUAAUUUUUUAGACGUCAGCAUAUUUUAACCGAAGCAUUACUCAAGGUCAUAAACACUAGGUCUUCUCUCCUUUUUGUUAUUUGCACAGUAAACCUAGUUUAGUUAAUGUUUUCUUUGGUACACCUACUUUUGUACAAAGAAGUAAAAUGAAUACUGUAAACAUUUGUAAUAUUUGUGCUGCUUCAUUCAAUAAAGAGAACUGAAAGUACGGCA
Betta splendens (Siamese fighting fish) is the source of this 1870-nucleotide messenger RNA. It is a transcript of the gene castor1, whose product is annotated as cytosolic arginine sensor for mTORC1 subunit 1. Gene Ontology annotation, biological process: negative regulation of TORC1 signaling; cellular response to L-arginine. The coding region runs from base 219 to 1217 and encodes 332 amino acids. The transcript has 9 exons. Gene Ontology annotation, cellular component: cytosol. Gene Ontology annotation, molecular function: arginine binding. Lineage: Eukaryota; Metazoa; Chordata; Actinopteri; Anabantiformes; Osphronemidae. The record is from RefSeq and is a predicted model, not a curated record.